Dacryopinax primogenitus is the source of this 1497-nucleotide messenger RNA. RefSeq names its product ERO1-domain-containing protein. The record is from RefSeq and is a predicted model, not a curated record. The transcript has 8 exons. Gene Ontology annotation, molecular function: FAD binding; thiol oxidase activity; protein-disulfide reductase activity. Gene Ontology annotation, biological process: protein folding in endoplasmic reticulum. Gene Ontology annotation, cellular component: endoplasmic reticulum membrane; endoplasmic reticulum. Lineage: Eukaryota; Fungi; Basidiomycota; Dacrymycetes; Dacrymycetales; Dacrymycetaceae. The annotation marks the transcript as partial.
CAGUUGUCAGGGCCGAUUGAGACAACAGAAUGCGACUAUGAAACUGUAGAGAGCGCGACAGAGAUACUCUUUGACAGGCUUGAGAAGCUUGUGAAGACUCCUUUCUUCAAGUACUACAAGGUGGACUUAUUCCGAGAAUGUCCAUUCUGGCAGGAUGAAGGAUUGUGUAUGCAGCGUAGUUGUGCUGUGGAGAGCUUGGACGAGAGUGAUAUACCUGAACCAUGGCGUGCUGAGGCGCUCAGUCGUGUUCGAACUGCUCCUGACCAGGAUGCCCACCUGCAAUAUCCUGGUUGCUAUUACCAUGACUCUGACUUCUGCUUUCUGGAUGAUGCUAAUGGAGAUUCGCAAUAUAUUGACCUCACUCUGAAUCCAGAGUCGUUCACCGGAUAUGCGGGUGAUUCCGCCUGGCGUGUCUGGUCAUCGAUAUAUCGAGAGAAUUGCUUUGGACUGAAGGAGAGAGGUAUUCCGAGUGAGACGACAACCGUUGUAAGUAGCAUGAACUCGCUUGCGCGGGAGAGCAAGCUCAAGCUGGAAGAGGAGGGCGAAUGCACGGAGAAACGGGCAUAUUACAGAAUCGUGUCCGGCAUGCACGCAUCGAUAUCCACUCAUCUCUGCAGGGAAUUCGUUGAUCAACGUACCGGCCAAUCGGGGCCAAACCUACAGUGCUUUAUCAGCCGUGUUGCUGCGCACCCCGAACGGCUCCAAAACAUCUAUUUCAAUGUGGUGAUUCUCCUGCGAGCCCUGACACGGUUGGAGCCUUAUCUUUCCGCAUAUGACCUAAGAACUGGCGACCCAAUUGCUGACAUGGAGACGAAGAAUGUCCUCACCUCCGUACUGGACGUCGCCAAGCGCAUUGGGAGGUUUGACGAGCACGCGCUGUUCAAGGGCGAAAACGCGACUUAUCGUUCCUUUCAGAUUUUGAAGGAAGAGUUUAAGGCUCAUUUCCGAAACGUGUCCCUUAUUAUGGAUUGUGUUGGGUGUGAUAAAUGCCGGCUCUGGGGCAAGAUUCAGACAUCUGGCGUUGGGACUGCUCUCAAGAUUCUCUUCGAGCUGGACGAGCGGACUCUGAACCCCAGGACGAAUCCAGCUUUUCUCCAACGGACUGAGAUCGUUGCCAUGGUCAACACGCUUCACCGUUUUGUCGAAGCCUUGCACAUGACCGGCAGCUUCCGCGAAAUGUGGGCCGCGAGCGAGCGCGUGCUGCAAGACAUCGGCGAAGGAGACGAAGCGACGCCUAUGAAGGGAGAACAGGCUGGCCGAUCAAAAGCUACACGGCCGCGGCAACCGAUUCCCGGAGCGUCUCCUAUGGCUGGGACGCCGGAGGCACAAGAAACUUUCUACACAACAAUCGGCGAGCUGGUUAAGGGCUGCAGUACUUGGUCUAUGUCAGCAUGCGCGAAUCUCGUUAGAGUCAUCUUGGACAUGGCUGGGAAGGUUGCGACCGUCCUGAGUGGAAGUGGGAAGGACGGUACGCCUUCGAUGGAGAAAGAGUUGUAA